This is a messenger RNA of Glycine soja, 1448 nucleotides long. RefSeq lists its product as uncharacterized. Bases 490 to 1047 code for a protein of 185 amino acids. Lineage: Eukaryota; Viridiplantae; Streptophyta; Magnoliopsida; Fabales; Fabaceae. The transcript is spliced from 3 exons. The record is from RefSeq and is a predicted model, not a curated record.
ACUCAAACGGAGAAGGUUGGAUUAUUCCUUAAGCACUAAACCAACCUCCUUGUCCUUUUAACUAUUGCUGAUAUGCAUACAUAUGCAUAAUGCGAAUAUAUAUUUUUACUCCAAUCACCGUUUUAGUGAAUUAAGAUUCUUCUCUUUCUAGGAUGCACACCACGUUCUAGGAUUAAACAAUUGAAGAAUUUGACCAGCUAGUCAGCUACCAUAGAUACCAAAAUAGUUUCAAUAAACAAGAAUUUUCCAAAGGAAGUUCUCAUUCAACAAGGAAUGGUAUUAUCUCCUUCAAAGCAAUGGUAGACUUACUUAUUAAGAAGUCUCAAACAUCACAAAGAAAAAGGGGUGUGGGCAACACAACACCUUCAUAGCACCAACUCAUCUUUGUAUGCGUUGAGAAGGUUCCAAUUUCCAAAUUAAACUUAUUCCUUACUCUGUCUUCUCUUCUCAAGUGAUUUCUCUUCAUACAAACAAAACCGGUACCACAGCAUGGAAAAACCUCCUAGAUGCAAAUUCACAGUGUUCUUCUUCAUCAUAAUUUCCCUCUCCCUUGGCUUGAUUUCCUUUGUCUUGUGUAUCGCCGCCGAGAUAAAGAGGAAUAAGGAGGAGGAUCUCAGGUGGAAUGGGAAACUAUGUUAUUUGCCAUCAAGCAAGGCAUUUGGAUUGGGAAUUGCAGCUUUGGUUAGUUUCUUUCUUGCCCAGAUCAUUGGGAAUUCUAUAUUAUUAAAGUAUUCUUGUUGGAGAAGAAAAAAUAAACCCCACUUCAAGGUGCCUGCUAUCGCAAAGAUUCUGGUUUUGAUAUCUUGGGUUAGCUUUGGAUUUGCAGCUAUUUUAUUGAUUGCAGCCACAAGCAUGAACAGAAAGCAGCCAUAUAGGGUAGGGUGGUUGAAAGGUGAGUGCUACCUAGUCAAAGGGGGAACCUAUGUUGGAUCAGCCAUAUUGGUCCUAGUCACGGUGUGUUCUGUAAAUGGUUCGGCUUUCUCAACAUUAAAAUCAAGCCAAGCAAAUCAGCAUCAGCAUACAAAAAGACACAAACAAAUGGGGUGACAUUGUUUUGGACACCAUAAUACACACAUUUUUUUGAAAAGAAAAAGGUUUUAGAGAGAGGAGAAAUUAUCAACUACACUAGACGCCAGCAAGUUGUAGAGGCAAAAUUCAAAGGUCAACAAUUUGAGACCAAUGAGAGGCUUCCAAAGGAAUUCAAUUCUUUUAUUAAUUAUUAUUAUUAUUAAUUAUGUAAAAGAAAGUGCCAAAGCUAGCCCACUAACUGGUUUAUCCAAUGUCCAAAGGAAUAAUUUAUUUUCUUUUUCAACUUACACCAAAGAGUGACACUUUAAUUUGUCCACAUUCUAUCCGAGGUGGUUACUCCCCUGUAUAGGAACCCCCUGGAUCCCACCUUCAUAGAUUAAUGAUGGUUUGGUAUAUUAUUUUGCAUUUACAUUAUUCAA